Messenger RNA from Exophiala xenobiotica, 4588 nucleotides. RefSeq lists its product as uncharacterized. The transcript has a single exon. Gene Ontology annotation, molecular function: RNA binding. The coding region runs from base 614 to 4009 and encodes 1131 amino acids. NCBI's taxonomy places the organism in Eukaryota, Fungi, Ascomycota, Eurotiomycetes, Chaetothyriales, Herpotrichiellaceae. The record is from RefSeq and is a predicted model, not a curated record.
CGCUGCUCUAUCCAACUCGACUGCACCUUCCCACCCCCUAAUUCACGGAUUCUGCAUCACCUUUUCCUUGACCUUACUACGUACACUUUUUCACUGUCGUAUUCCUCUCUAAUGUCCAUUCAGCCCUGGGGUGCUGCUUCGAUUCUUGACCUCACCUGUGUUAUUGUUGAUUACCACCGUCCCUUAAGAAUCAUGUCCAACGGCCGCUAAAGUAAUAUCCUGCUCGAUCCGACCUUCACUCACUGCUAUCCAGAAUUCGAAGUGCUUGCGAUCAGAUCGAGAUCUAUACCCUGAAUACCUCCUAUACGACGGCCUAUCACUGCCUCCUUCCACCGAGACAAGCUCGAGUCUCCGUCGAUUCAAAUCCCACGUCCGCACUGACUGGGUGCGAAAUCCUGUGUGACCUCUACGAGCGAAUAUACUACCAUUCAUCCCACGAUCCUUGAUUUCGUCCACAUACCUCUAGUACAUUUUCAAGUUGACCUUCUAAGGCCGAGCAGACAUCUCGCAAUAUCCAAAAUCUGGGCGAGCAGGCGAAUCUCUACCAGAAAAAGCUCUUGCCAAAUAAUCCUGCAAUAUACGAGCAGAGCUGCAGUGACAUAAAACAUUCAUCAUGGUUCCUACUACAAGGCCCGAAAGCCAGCUCAACAUAAAUCUAUCUGGGCUGAACCCGAUCACGGAUCCCUCAUCAAUCCCCACAACAAAAUCUCCCUUCGGCGGUGCCAAACCCUCGUCUGCGCUGGCUGGCUUGUCAGGUGCAAGAGUUGGAGCUGGCUCUCCUCUACAUGAACAAGCCUCGAGGCUGUUUCCCAAGCGUACCCGAGAACUACAAUCACAGGCCGGUAUUUCCCCCAAUAUCUGGGGUCCCCCUACCAGCGGCACCUCGACUCCUCUAUUCGAGAUUCCCGAGUCCCCGUCCCAAGAUGGAUUUCCUGAUCUCGUUCCCUUAACUGAGACUGGGAUCAACAGCCCUGCGAGAAGAGGUCGAGCCGGUACACUGCCUUCCAGAAUCUCUCCUGUUGGCACAGUCAACGGCGUCAAUGUCUUGACCUCAAAGACUUCGCGACCCACACCUUCCACAAGUCCAUUUCGACCCGGUUCCACGUCAGCGGCAGAGACCGCGUUCUACUCGACUUCACCAAACACAUCAAACUCCGGCAAUGCCGCUCUGCUGUCCAGGCUCCGUGCGGGCAGUAUGCCUCAGCGAGCAAGCCUUCUCGGACCUUCCGGGGCGUUCGGGCAGAACGUCUUUGGCUCCAGUUGGGGAGCCAGAACACGCGCCGCCACCUUAACCAGCAUAAGCUCUGCGGAGGAUCCCACCUCUCCCCAACAGCCGGGGUUUUCCAGGGAUGGUAUGUCAGAUUCUGGCGUACGCACUCUUGACUACUUGGGUCUCGUCGAAACUCCACAACAAUCGAGAAUCAACGAACUUCGUCAUGAAAUGGAAGAUCAUGGCCGUGGUCAAGACUCUGGUCUAUCUGAUGUUCUGAACAAUCUCAAUAUGCGCAAUGCAAGUCGCUUUAGGUCUUUUUCUGUCAAUACAGAAACGAAGUUUGGGCAGGAGAAUCAAGAUGCUGGAUAUCCAGCGUUCCAGAGCGGUGCAUUAACACCGUCAGCCGCCGCAGCACUCGAGGCAGAAUAUGAACGUGUUCAAGAGAAGGUCCGGCUCCACAACCAAGCUGUCCAGGCUUUUGCUGUUAACGCCAGUGCGGCGCGGCCACGAGCUCGAACUGCCGGACUAGUCGAAACACCCCAGCGCACUUCCCUUCGAAAUCUUGUUCAGCCAAAUGCAGAACUCAACUUCGACAUGCAAGGAAACGGUCUGGACGAAUCUUCGCUAGCUGAAGCCCUUCACAACCUGAACAUGGGCGAAAAUGCUGCACUCGCAUUCGAGAGCAUGGACGACUCGGAAGUGCAGAUGUCGCGGUCCUUGUGGAUAGGCUCCAUUCCCAACUCAACCACCAUGUCGUCUCUAGAUGCCAUCUUCAGUCGAUACGGUCCUAUCGAGUCGACCAGGGUUCUCACACAUAAGAACUGUGGGUUCGUUAAUUUCGAGUCGGUCGAACACGCAGUACGUGCUCGUCAGCUUCUGAAUGGAAAAGAAAUAUUCCCAGGAGCCGGGCCUGUGAGGAUCGGGUUCGCCAAAGCUCCAACCUCCGUGUCAUUGACCCCGGUCCAGAACACAACCCCUCCACCUAGUGCCAACGUUCAGCAGGAUCCAUUUGUCACAACACAAGGCAAGGAUGGCAACGGUAGCCCGGUUGAUUCUAUAAAUGCGCAACAAGCUCUCAACAAGUCUUCGACCGAUCGCCUAGCUGACAUGGAGUCGGAGAUAUUACAGAUCUUUGUUGAUUUCGGCGGACAACAGGCAGACCUGCCAGCCGUUUCUGGUAGCAUUGAUAAUGCCAUCCGCUACCAGUCACUGGAGAAGGAGAUUUCACCCGUUCCUGAACCGAGCGCUGCUAGGAUGUACGAUGCCCCGAGACUACGAGACAUCAGAAAACGCAUUGAUAAUGGAGCAUGUGGCCUGCAAGAGAUCGAACAGACGGCCAUCGAUAUGCUGCCAGAAAUCGCCGAGCUCUCGUCUGAUUAUCUCGGCAACACUGUCGUCCAGAAACUCUUUGAAUAUUGUUCAGAACAAACGAAGGAGCAGAUGUUGACGUACAUCGCUCCUCAUCUCGCCGAGAUUGGCGUCCACAAGAACGGUACGUGGGCCGCUCAGAAGAUCAUCGAAGUAUGCAAGACGGAGCCUCAAACUCGCAUUCUUGUCAAUGCUCUCCACCCUUACACGAUCCCGUUGUUCCUCGACCAGUAUGGGAACUACGUUCUUCAGUGCUGUCUUCGAUUUGGACCGCCAUACAACGACUUCAUCUUCGAGACUAUGCUCAGUCACCUUUGGGAGAUAGCUCAGGGUCGGUUCGGUGCUAGGGCUAUGCGAGCUUGUCUCGAAGCUCAUCAUGCCACCAAAAAUCAACAGCGCAUGAUGGCUGCCGUCAUUGCCUUGCACAGUGUCCAGCUCGCACAAAAUGCCAACGGGGCUUUGUUGUUGACCUGGCUCCUCGACACUUGCACCUUUCCGAAGCGACGUUCUGUGUUGGCGCCCCGGCUUGUUCCUCAUUUGGUCCAGCUUUGCACCCACAAAGUUGCGUAUUUGACAGUGCUCAAGGUCAUCAACCAACGUAAUGAGCCUGAAGCAAGAGAUAUGGUCCUGAAAGCCUUGUUCUUCAGUCCAGAGGACAGGGUACUAGAGCAGAUUUUGUGCGAUCAAACCUCUGGUGUGACCCUAAUCUUCAAGAUCUUGACCACCCCGUUCCUGGACGACAGCAUGAGACCGGAUGUCGUGCAGAAUGUCUCCAAAGUCCUGAGCAAGAUCAAAGCGCAGCCUAAUCAAGGCUACAAGCGAAUCAUGGACGAAGUCGGCUUGUCCUCUCGACCUAGCCAACCUCAAGCGCAGCAAUACCCCUCUCAUGCGCAUCAAACCUUCAAUGAUCGAGGUCGACAGAUGUCCCAGCCCAUGAACGGUAUGCACCAGCAAAGCUUCCAACGUCAAUACAGCGACAACCUUGUUAAUGGCAAUGGUUUCGACAACAAUAUGAGUCGCAUUCGAACGGGGUCGGCAGAUUCGUUCGGCUACCCAGCAUACAACAUGAAUGGCUUCCAAACACAACCCUAUUCCCAACUUCCAUAUCAACAAGUGUCCCAACCACAGUAUCAAAACUAUGCCUCGCGGGGAUCCGACGGUGGCUUCAUGUCGAACGGCUAUAGCAAUUACACGACGCCUCCAGCAUCAGUCGAUCCUUUCCGCACAAUGCCGAACCCAUCGUCGUCGCCACUUUCGUUUUCUGUAAGCCCUGUCAUCGGCUCUGGGGGAUUCCCUCCUCCGAAUUACCCCCAAACAAUGCCCAACAACAUGUACAAUUAUCCACAGCAGCAAUUCUACUUCUCGCCACCCAUGCAGACCGUCCAUUCUGGUGGGAGAGGCCGGAGGGUGAGUCGACCUUCGAAGUAGGGCAUUCUUUGUGCUAACUGGACAUCAGAGAUGAGUAAACUCCUCUUUCCAUCGUGACUGGAGUUGCACAUCACUGUACAGAAACAUUCGGCUCCAGAAGUGUCAUCUUCAACCAGGCCUGGAUCUUUAUUCCAGAGGAGUUGCUGUCUUGGACGAUUGCGUGGAUGUGUGACGGGUGUCUUGUGAGACCGCGAUUUCAGGAGGAGCUUAGGUAUGGCAAGUCCUGCUUGACCUGCUCUAAAAACUUCUUAUAUCUGCCUGGCCUGAUGGUCGUGGAUCUCUAUGCCACCGUGGCCGCCUACAUUUCAUACUGUAUUGAUUUCACGAAAAUUUUCUUCUCGGUAUACCCACGAUCAUACGGGAAUAGGGAGCAUGCAUGGUCCUAUAAAGUAUAGGGCAUUGAAAAAUGGGCGCAAGGGGCCGCGGCAGAGUCGGAUUGAAUAUGGAUCCAUUUUCGCAUGAGAUGAGAAUGUACUAUUCAUUGUAUAAAGUGACAUUUUCUUUUCUUUUCUUUUUUUCCUCCUUACGGGUUGUGUUCGGCGUUGCAGACUAUGCACACGACACACUGUUACAUAUCCC